AUGGCGUGCCACCACGGCCACCUCGAGGUCGCCAAGCUCCUCUCCUCCUACGGCGCCUCCCGUGCCGCAGUGCCGACCUUUGCCACGCCCGAGAGGGUCGCGAACAUCCGCGGCCACGCUGACCUCGCCGCCUGGCUGGUCGCCAGCCGCGGCUGGACGCCGCUCGCGCACCUUGAGACCCUCACCGCCGCCCGCGCUCUCUCCCUGCUGCGCAGCGGCGCAAGCCUGCACGAGGGCGAGCCGACGCCGCUGCAGCGCGCCGCGGGCGGCGAGGGCGAGGUGGCGGCGCUGAUCCGGCAGGCGGCGGCGCCGUGGUCGCCGGCAAGCCACUCGCUCUUCCCCGCGGCGGCGCGCGCGUACGCAGUGAUGGUCAUGCGCAUCGGCUACCAGAUCGCGUUCUCUCCGCCCGACGACGCCGAGGCGCGCCCGGACUGGAGCGCGCUGUCCGACGUGUGGCGCGAGCACGUGCUGCCGCACGCGGUGGCGCGCUGA
Messenger RNA from Emiliania huxleyi CCMP1516, 492 nucleotides. RefSeq lists its product as hypothetical. The coding region runs from base 1 to 492 and encodes 163 amino acids. The record is from RefSeq and is a predicted model, not a curated record. NCBI's taxonomy places the organism in Eukaryota, Haptophyta, Isochrysidales, Noelaerhabdaceae. The transcript has a single exon.